Pelodiscus sinensis (Chinese soft-shelled turtle) is the source of this 6960-nucleotide messenger RNA. Lineage: Eukaryota; Metazoa; Chordata; Testudines; Trionychidae. The record is from RefSeq and is a predicted model, not a curated record.
CUGCCGAAGCUGAUGCGGAAGAAAUUAAGAUGACAACAGCAGCUAGGCCCACAUUUGAACCUGCAAGAGGAGGAAGAGGAAAAGGAGAAGGAGAUUUAAGUCAGCUCUCCAAACAAUAUUCCAGCAGAGAUCUUCCUUCUCAUACUAAAAUUAAAUACAGACAGACCACUCAGGAUGCCCCUGAGGAGGUUCGUAACCGUGACUUCAGAAGAGAAUUGGAGGAGAGAGAAAGAGUUGCUGUAAGAGAAAAGAACAGAGACAGACCAGCAAGAGAGCACACAACAUCCUCUUCUGUGUCUAAGAAACCUCGAUUAGAUCAGAUUCCCGCAGCAAACCUUGAUGCAGAUGAUCCACUCACAGAUGAAGAUGAUGAAGACGAGGAUUUUGAUGAAGAGAGUGAUGAUGACACUGCAGCUCUUCUGGCUGAAUUAGAAAAAAUUAAAAAAGAGAGAGCUGAGGAGCAGGCCCGAAAGGAACAAGAGCAAAAGGCUGAAGAAGAGAGGAUUCGAAUGGAAAAUAUCCUGAGUGGCAAUCCUUUACUAAAUCUUACCGGCCCAGUGCAGCCUCAGGCAAACUUUAAAGUGAAGAGACGGUGGGAUGACGAUGUUGUCUUCAAGAAUUGUGCCAAGGGGAUAGAUGAAACGAAAAAGGACAAAAGAUUUGUAAAUGAUACUCUGAGAUCUGAAUUUCACAAAAAGUUCAUGGAAAAAUACAUCAAGUAGUACAGUUUUAUGUGCUCCAUUGCUGAAAGACUCAAAGGGUCAAGAUGACUUCCCUUCUGUGGUGUACCCCUUUUUUCUCCUCGCGCCUCCCGCCCCCCAAUAAUGGCCAAAAAUUGUCUCCUACCAUGAAUAUCCAAAUGAUUUUCCAAGGUCAUUUUAAUUGUCAUCCUGUAUCUGGAGUGUUUUAUCUUUUUCAGCACCUUUUUUUUUGUUUUAACUAAACCUGUUUGUCUUUAAUUCAUUGGAUAUGCAUUUACUUUUAAUGGCCUUCAUGUAAAUGUCGAAAGAGACUGGUUUGCAAUAAAUACUUUAAUUGCCUUUUUAUGCAUCAAAUUUAACUAGCUUCCUUUCUGACUGACUAGUUGAAAGCUAAUAUGAAUGCCCCAUCUGACUUCUUAAAUAUUGAGUGUUUCUCUGGUGUAUCCGAUAAGCAUGUGAUCUUAUUGGAUAUCUCCAGGCUGUUAGCAAUUCUGCUAUAUAAUAGGCUCUACCUAAUUCACUGCCUUGCCACAAGGAGCAUCCAGCAGGUGCAUGGCACAGUGAUUUUCUGUCUCCAGCCAGGAUUUCCAUUCUGUGUAGUCUCUGAGUGCCUGCUCAUGUCCAUUCCAAGAUAGGUGUGAGUGCUCACCACAUAUGCUGGUGCUGGAAGUUUUUGCUCUCAAUGGUAUCUGUAGAGGACUGGCUCUGGUGUUCUCUGGAGUGACAUGCAUAUGUGCCAAUAUAAGGGCAUGGCCAGGCCUCACCCUGUUCUUCCUUACUGCCAAUAUUGGUGCUGGAACGCUCCCCUCACGCUAGCAAGUAGCUCUCAUUCAGUGGUUUUGUGAACUUUUUUCUUUUUAAAUAGUUGAAGUUAGUAAAUAGUUAAGAGUGCCUAAUAGUUUAGUAUACUGUAAUGAUGGUUACCAAGGGACUUAGCCCAGGGACAGGGCAUACCCCAAAAUCCUAGAAACAGUCAUCUAGCAGAUGCUGCUCCCAAUGUUUGGAACCUUGUCAGUCACUGGAGUCACUAUGCCAGAUACCGGAGUGUCAAGACGGUCUCUGCAUUCUCAGUCCCGGUCGCCAGAGCCUGCAAACCAUCUUCUGAGCAGGUGGCAUUGUUCCCUGGAUUCUUACUUUGCAUACAUACAUCACCGCUGGUUGCUGGAUACACAAAAUGGCUCACUGGGUCCCUGUUACCUCUCCUUGAAUGAUAGCCACGAGGGGCCUCCAGAUACAGCAGGGAAGCUUGUGGUAUGGUGAUGCCAACAUGGUAACCAGAGGAAGAUUGCACCUCUUUGGGCUCUGAGAGCAAGAAGUUGCUGGUCCUAGAGAUGUGAUGCUACAUGCACAGUGAGCAGAUUUUCCCCAGGGUCAGUCUACAAGUACAUAGCCACAGGGUCAAUGGCCAGCUCCCUGGCAUAAUCCAUGGCCAUUCCCAAGCUGGGACACCCCAAACCCAGCACUCAGUGUGGGGAGCGUCGGAAAGAUCUACAUCAGCAUCUCACCCUCCCCCAGGCUCCGAUGUCGGUCAGGCCAAUGAGCCCAGCACCACUCAGUUCAGAAUGUGGAUUUUUAGGCAGGAAACAUGGAACCAACUUCUCAUCCUAGGGCUGACCACCUCCUCCUCGCCUGAUGGGACAGUAGCAGGCUUCUCUCAGAAGGUGCCUCAGGAUGUCGUCACAGCCCAGCAGGAGCUGCAUAAGCAGGUGGCAGCGAACCUAGAAUUGAAGGUAGAGGAGAUACCCAAUCCAGCGGAUUCCCUGUUUGACAUGGGGCUGUGGCAGCCAACAGCAAAGGUAGCUCUACCCAUCCAUGAUGUGGUAGUCAGGAUCAUGGCAGAUCCCAUCCUUCUUGCCACCUAUGUCCAAGAGGGCAGAGUGCAAGUAUUGCACCCACUGCAAAAGAGUUCAAGAGCUUGUAUGUGUGCCCUUACUCCAGGUCACUACCCGUUGUCUCUGCCAACAAACACAACAAGCAGGGUCAACCCAGCUCAACCCUCAAGAACAAAGAUGUGAAGCAAUUUGAUCUGUAUGUCAGGAAAAUUUAUUCUACAGUCAGCCUACACCUUUGCAUAGCAAACCACCAGGCCCUGCUCAGCAGAUAUUUUAAUGUAUGGCAAUUCACUGACUUGCUCCUGCAGAAUGUCAAGCAGGAAUUCAGUGCCAUGUUAGAUGAGGAUAGAGCAAUUGCAAGAGCCUUUCUCCAGGCUGCCUCAGAUAUGGCAGAUUCUGUAACCAGAGCCGUGGCGUCACUGGUGUCAAUAAGGGAGACAUUGUGGCUACAGCCACCUGGCCUCUCAGCAGAAGUCCAAUAGUCUAUCCAGCACUUCCCAUUGGACUACUUGGCCCAGUUUGAACAAACAUACAGGAGAUUACAUGGCCUGAAAGACUCUAGGAUCACUUGUCACUCCACCGGGCCUGUACACCUAAGCUCAGGAAGAGAUUUAAAUCUCAGUGCACACAGGUUUGUGAGCCAGACCAGAGUGGGACUGUACCACAGAAAGAGCAGGGUAUAUAGAAGAUGCCACGGUCAGCCAUCAGCAGCGGGGACUAAUUCAGGCUUGAGCUGCACCCCUCCGAAGAGCAAGCAACAAUUCUGAAGGGAUGCUCAAGGGAACUUCCCAGCCUGCAAUCAAGAGCUAUCUCAUCCUUUAUUUUCCCACUGCUUGUUGCCUUUACCUUCCUGCUUGGACCGCUAUAACUACUUACUGCCAGGACUUCAGUUUGGUGGCAGUGGGGUACAUGCUUCCAAUUUUUUUCUGACCCUCCCCACUCCUCCUUCUCUGUCUCUCUUCAGGGACCUUCUCAUGAGUACUUGCUUUCUGAGAAGGUGAAAGCCCUGCUACUGGGGGCCAUAUUGGAAGUUCCUGCAGAACUAAGAGGGAAAGUAUUUUACUUUCAAUAUUUUCUCAUUCCAAAGACCAAAGGGAGCCUACGCUCCAUCCUGCAAUUGAGAUCUCACUUCUAUCAUUCCCUCCCUGGAUCCUGGUAUGCCACCCUCUCCUGAAGGAUGCUCCUUCCAUAUUUCCUGGCCACAGACGAUCCCAAAGGUUUGUAGUCAGUCAGACACACUACAGGUUUACAGUGCUCUUGUUCAGACUAGCGGCAAUGCCAAGAGUGUUUAUGAAGUACAUGGUGGUAGUUGCAGCCCACCUCCGGUAUUAGGGAAAUAUCUGAAUACUGCAUCUCCAUGAAUGGCUCAUCAAAGGCCACGCCAAGCAGCAGGCGCAAUGCAGUGUCGAGGUGUUGGGAGCCACUUGUCAGUCUCUGGGCUUGUUGAUAAAUGAACAAAAAUCAACAUUGGUUCCUGUUCAGAGAAUAGAUUUCAUCGGAGCUGCCCUCAACUCCACCCAGCCCAGAGGAUUUUUGCCACCAGCCAGAUUCAUGGCAUUGUCAGAUCUGAUUGUCCAAGACGCUGCACACCAGCUCACCACUGCUCGGGUCUGCCUCAGACUUCUGGGAUACAUAGCUGCAUGCACCUAUUUCCUCUUCAGGUGUGGCUGUCAUCAGUCUAUUCCCAGCGAGACACAAUACGCCUCACAGUCCUGACCCAGAUACUUACCUCUUUACAAUGCUGGCCCAACCCACACCGGUGAUGGAAGUUGUUCCCUGUAGGACUCCAAGACCCACAACAUCCCUACUGCCAGAUGUCUAACACUGGUUAUGGAAAUGUGACACCACCUUUUGCAGGAAGGCAGAAUGGAGAUGCAGUUGGACUUUAUCCCUGUAGAAUACCAUGUACUGGGGCUCCAAUGUAAGAGCUUUUCUCUUAGAGCUCACCUAGCUAAGAUAAAACAGCUACACAAUGUGAACUUCCACAACAGAUGUGAGAGGGAGCAAGAGGUGAGAAGCUUGAAAUGAGGACCAGUGAGCACGCAGAGGACCAGGUUGAAAUCCCAUUGGGGAAUCAGAUCUCAAACUAAAGAAAACUCCAUUUUCUCUCCAAAGCUUCACAUCCAACAAGGAGAGGCUGGCCCCCCUAGAUGAAAGGCUGGCCGUGGCUUUCUACCUUGAGCAUACUAAACUCUUCUACACAUCAACUCAACGACAUUGCAUUCUGUCAUGGCAAUGGCUGACAGAAUGAAGGACAUCCUAAUGUCAGCUGAGAGGACUUUGUCCUGGAUCACUGCCUGCAUCCGUACCUGUGAUGAAUUGGCACGGGUGGUGCAUUCACCAUUAGUAAUUGCUCACACAUGAGGGUUCAAGUAUGGGCUGUGUUUCUGGUCCAGGUCCAUGUCCCCGUCCACAACACCUGUAGAACAUGAUCAUUGGUGCACACCUUCACAGUGCAUUAUGCUAUAACUCAGCAGGCCAGAGAUGAUGCUGGAUUUGGCAGAGCUAUGUGACCAUUGACACUUGUGAGCUCCUUCCUGCCUCUGAGGUACUGCUUGGAAGUUAGCUACAAUGGAAAGGACAGGAAGGAGCACUUAAAAUAAAAACAGCUAUUCACCUUUCGUAGCUAUUGGUUUUUCAAGAUGUAUUGCUCAUAUCCAUUCCCUGACGCACUUUCCUUCUCGUCUGUUGGAUUUCUGGCAAGAAGGAACUGGGGAGUGGGCUGGUGGUAUCCUUCCAAAGGGGCAUAUGCAUGCCACUCCAGACAGUGCAAGAGCUGGUCCCCUAUGGAUACCACUGAGGUUAAAAACUUCCAGCACCAGCACAUGUGGCAAGCACACACAUCUACAAUGGAAUGGAAAUGAGCAACACAUCAAAAGGAGAGUAACUGUUUUUCCCUAAACCCCAAUUUUGCAAUCAGAGCCACGUGGAUGCAAGGUUGGAAAAGCCCAAUCCUGCAAUCUUUAAAUCUAGUUUCAGGACUUCAUUUAAAAAUAGACACCCAACAAGGCCAUCACAUUAAACUUUAAUUUUUGAAUAAAAAAUUCAGAGUAUAUAUAAUUUCCUGUUAAUUCAGAAGAUGUCAUAAUCUAUACAAUGUUCUUCAGCUAUCAGAAGGAUUUUAUUCUCUUCUGUGCUCACUGUCACAUUUGAGAUGUAUUUGUAACAGGAAGCUGAGGGAUACAUUGGACUGAAAUAUCCCUUUAUUGCUGGAUACCUGAGUUCAAAUCCUAGUUUAGGUCAUGAGUGAAAAGUGUUCAGUUAUUUCCUACUCAUCAUUAAUAUACAUUUCCAAACUUCUUAUGCAAUAGCAGGCCCAACCAGAGGAAGAAGCGGGCAGUUACCCUGGGGCCAGGCAAUACAAAAGGACCCGGAGCACUAGGCCCUUUCAGUUGCUGCCGGAGAGCACUGCACUGAGGGCUGCCUAGCUCCAGCUUUGCCCUUUUUGCCUGAGGCCCCACUGUGCAGUAGGAUGACUUGUGAUCUCUGCUUGAGAAAUCUUAGAACGGAAUAACAAUUGUUGCAAAUCAGGAUUUAAGGUUCCUUUUCAUAGAGUUCUUGCCUAGUGGUCUGCCUAUGCUACAGUCUGACCAUUUAGCCCUGCUGUUUCUAUAGCAGUAAUGUUGCUCGUAAUUUCUUGCUUAAAAACUAGUUGCAUAUUUUCAAAGUGAUGCUCCAGUCUUUUGAAUUUUCAGGACGGAUAUUUCUUUUUUGUUGUAUAUGAUUUUAAGUGGUUGAAACUACUGUAUUGGAAGCAUAUUUGUGUUCCCUUGGCAAUUUCAUUUAUCUUUGUAUUUUUCCAUUGUUUUAUGGUAACACAAGAUGAACCAGUCAGAUCUAAACUCUCUAAACAGGUGGUGCUAGUAUAUAGUUAGGGGAAUUUUAUAUGGACUUUUAAAAUCCAUAUUGAGCCAAAGUUAUUUCACUUGGAAUUAAGGAAAAAAUACUUAGUGAAUUUGCUCAUGUUAUCUUUUGGUGGUGAUUGUCUUCUUGAGGCAGGAGAUCAGCCAUACUUCCUAAUGAAAACACUAAGAAAUCAAGGUCUGAGUUAACAGCAGUUGGCAAAAUAUGGUAGCAGGAAAGCCAGCUGUUGCUUAGAUUUGACCCAAUAAAAUGAUGUCAUCAUAACAAAACUUCUUAAAUUUAGGCAAUAUUACAAGAUACAUAAUAUAGCUAAGCUAAAAGUGAGUAAAUGCAUUUGGGGGGAGGGGAAUCCUUAAUAUGUGAUUUUUAUAAUGUCUUUGUAGAAAUCUAUAAAUUCUUCCUUUCAUGGAUCUUUGAAACACCAGAACUCUUUUUGUGUAUGGAAGAGUGAUCUCUUGUGCUGACUGACUUACUACUUUUAAGCUGUCAGAGGACUCUUGUUUAGUGAGCUUUGUAGCUACUUGAGAUUAUCCUAGAAAUAAAAAUCAAAUUAAUCUCUGAAA